Nilaparvata lugens (brown planthopper) is the source of this 2965-nucleotide messenger RNA. RefSeq lists its product as uncharacterized. Bases 99 to 326 code for a protein of 75 amino acids. The record is from RefSeq and is a predicted model, not a curated record. Gene Ontology annotation, molecular function: ATP binding; dephospho-CoA kinase activity. The transcript has 4 exons. NCBI's taxonomy places the organism in Eukaryota, Metazoa, Arthropoda, Insecta, Hemiptera, Delphacidae. Gene Ontology annotation, biological process: coenzyme A biosynthetic process.
UAAUUGUUGUUACUUGUGAGGAAGACCUGCAAUUGCAAAGACUGAUCGAGCGACAGAGCAUCAGCGAGUCGCAGGCGAAGAAGCGGAUCGCUGCGCAGAUGUCGCUCGACACGAAAUGCGACAAGGCGCACUUUGUCGUGGAGAACUCGGGCAACCUGAACGACACCCAGCAACAGGUCGACCGCAUUGUGUCGCUGCUGAAGGCGUCGCGUCACCACUGGAAGCUACGCAUUGUCACCGGCCUCGUGUGCUCGGGACUCGUGUCGCUUGUCGUGUGGCUCGGCACGCGUUACGUCCUCUCGCAAAACAAAUCCGAGUCCAGGUAGUCAAUGGAGGCUGUUUGUUCACUUGUCUUUUGGUCGUGGAUUUUCUUGCUUAGUGGAUGGGCUGGAUAUAUUCUAUUGAAAUAAUACUCGGUAUGCCUUACCUCCAUAAAAUGCUUAAAACUGAUACUCAAGUAAUAGAUUUUUUUGUAAAAUCCUCAAUGCUAUUGUCAAGAAACUGGAAUAGUAUAGAUUCAUUGGUCAUUGUUCAAGUGAAUUUAUUACAAUAGGCUCUAAACUGAUGCUCCCCAAGUUACAGAUUUAUUUGUUAAAUCCUCAAUGCUAUUGUCAAGUAACUGGAAUAGUAUAGAUUGAUAGACUGGAUAGUAUGGUCAUUAAAUGAAUUAACAAUAAGGUUUGACAUUAAUAACAAUAGAGUUUGACAUUUGCUGAAGUUUGAAAAACCAGAGUACAAUAUUCAGACUAUCAUAUUUGCAUCAUUCUCAAAACAUUAGUGGAAAUCAACUCUUACGUUGGCUGACACUAACUGGUACCUCUAGAAUCAGAUUUUAUUUUAUCUUGUUCUAUUUGUUUCUCAACGUCCUAAGAAGAAUUCAAGUGUACAAUUAUUUCAUUACAUUCUUGGGAUGAAUGCAUUCCAGGGUGAAUCGGCUUUGAUACGCGAGUAUUUUUUAGUAUUAAGAUGGCAAUAAUUCAUUGAGUCGUAACAGAGGCCAUCAGUUUGUUAAAUAGAAUGAGAUUAUCGUGUAUUGAUAGUUGUAAUUGAUGAAUUGUUUAACCGGGGUUGUCUUAGAAAAUUAAUUGGCUGUUAAUUUGUCUCAAGUUUUAAAUAUUCUUCCUGUAAUUGAACAAUUUUUUAUUGAAUUUUGGUUAUCAUUUGUGGAGUAUAGUUCAAUCUGUUCUACAACGUUUUACUAUUGCUGCUGUCAUAAGUCGAGAGUCGAGGGAUGGUACAAUAAAUGACAGACCGAAUGAGAAUCGAACCUAUGAUCUGUGGUAUCAGACUCAAGUUACAACGCUUUGUAAUACUAAGCUUGUAUUGAUUUCAAAUAAAGGUGCAAUUUCUUUGAGGCGUGUCGAGACGCGCAGCUAUAAGCAGAUGUGUCGAGACUCGCUUGGCUUUAAUCAGGCAGCUCGAGACGCGUGGUUACAGCCGUCAUGGCUAGAGCACCUAACCUAUAAAUUCAUUAGAUUCGAUUACUCAUUGGAUUUUCAUGUUGUAUCUACGUUAUGGCGACAGAUGAAUUAGAACAUAGCCACCUCUAAUACAAGGCUGCGGCCUACGAUAUUGCAACGUCGCAGUGUAGGCCUAGAAUCUAAUACAUGAUUGAUGAAAAAGGUUUUUAAAAAUAUCAGCUAAUCUUUUUCUCCAAUCAUGUAUUAGAUUGUAGUCCUACACUGCGACGUUGCAAUAUCGUAGGCCGCGGCCUUGUAUUAGAGGUGGCUAUGAUUAGAAGUGUUAGCUGCUAUAUUAAUUUCACGAUUUAUAUCCAAUGAAUCAUAGAAUCUAAUGAAUUUAUAGGUUAUGUGCUCUAACCGUAACGGCUGUAACCAAGUGUCUCGAGACGACUGACCACGCAUCUCGACAUGUCUGCUUAUAGCCGCGCGUCUCGACACGACUCUAAGAAAUUGCACCUUGAGAGGCUUUAUUAAAAUAUUUACAGUUUCUUACAUCACCAGUUUAGUUGUUCUAGUACUUUGGUAUCUAUUUGAAUGAUGAAGUUAAAUAAUAUAGAUCACUUUUACUAAUAGAUUCUCAUUAACUAGUACUAUUACUAUGUCGACUCUUGAUUUUGAUGAGAGUUGUGAUUAUUAAUAAGUCGACCAUCCAAGAAACAGAAAAUACGCAAAAUACUAAGAGUCAAGUGUUCAACCCUGUUAUCGAUCUGCACAAUUUCAAUCUAGAUUAAAAGGUAGAUGACAGUAAAAGAAUUUUCAUUUUUAGGCAAAGAUCACAAUUCUGUGUGGUAUGAGCCUUGAAGACCAGUUACCAAUCAUGGUUGAAAAUUUUAUUUCCUAGUUUUUAAGAAUCAACUCUCUGCUUCCUGUAUACUAGUGCAAUUAAUAAACCAAUAUUAGUUGAACUUAUUCCAAUAAAUUGAUGCUUCAACAGUGGAAACUUUGAGAAAAUAGAAUUCUACAAAAAUGUCAUCUGAAUAAUUAGAUGAUUACAUUAUAUUUAUCUUUCUAAAACACAACUGUGUGAGACUGGUAUACCCACAUUUUGUGUAAAACCUUCACUUCCAUCCGUAAAAAUUUAAAUUAGUUUCAUCAACUGUUUUGUGGUCAUUUUUACUAAUUAGAGUACUUCCAUUCCUUAUAAAAUGCAUUUUUUUCUACACUGAUUUAUUCUUCAACCGAUAUUACUUUUUUAUAGAGUUGUUUUAAGAAACUAGUUGAAUAGGUAGGUAACCCAUUUAAUUUAUUUACCUUUAUUAUUCUGGUUUGCUUUUGAAUCGUUUUCUUGCUUUUGAAUUUUUAUAAUUUCGAUUAUCUUGGGAUAGUUUUCUUUAGAAUAUUUUUAAAUAUAAGGCACGUCUGCUUGUUUCAUUUAACAAUAUAUUUAUUCUAGUGAUAAAAACAUAAUUCCAAUUGUAUAAAAAAUACUGUAAUUCUAUUAGGCUAUCUAAAGUGCAUGUAGGGUAGAAUUUUUUUAUGAAUAAAUUCAUUUUUUAAUUCAA